AUGGAGGAGAUGACAUGCCCUGUUACGGGAUGCAUGAUUUGGAGUCCUAUCAUUAAGAAUGAGAAGUUUUCCAGAUACCUUUCAGAUUUUAGGGAGUUGAAUUUGUUAGGAAAAGGUGCAUUCGGUUGCGCCUACAAAUGCCAGCACAAGAUUGAUCAAAACUUCUAUGCCAUCAAAAUGGUCCCAAUCGGUGGUCUAAACAAAAUGAGCUUUGAGACAGUCAUUAAGUAA
Molecule: messenger RNA, 231 nt
Organism: Prunus armeniaca (apricot)
Lineage: Eukaryota; Viridiplantae; Streptophyta; Magnoliopsida; Rosales; Rosaceae
Source: the annotation of a GenBank genome assembly